CUGAAUUGAUGAAGCAGCGCACGUGCUCUUGGUCCACGUCCUGGCAGAACAUCUACGUGGACGUCCCCCUGGCCCAGCGCCUGGAGGAGUGGUACGUACGACGUUAAGAAGUUGCGGAGCUCCAACAUUUACGAGCGAGCCAAGCUGCUGUGCGCAGUGCCUUGCUGCAUUGACACUGUUUGCAGUGCUUGCAUUCCAGCAGCUAAGGGGAUCAUGGUUGGUUCCAGAAGUGGAAGUCGCCUCCCCUCCAAGACAUCGUCCUGACGUUGGCCUCCCCAGCCCCGCGUGGCGUUUCCUGUCAGGUGCCCUUCUGCUCCGCGUGCCUCGCCUGUGUGCUUGGUUUGAUCUGCGCGCACAUGGCAUGCAUGUAUGUGAGGGGUGCCUACGUUUAUUUUAAACUGAAGCUUUCAUUUACUUCGAUAGGCCUAAGUCCAGUAAGGCUUUGGUUCGGUUGUGGAAUCAGCUUGAACGCUCAAUUAAAGCUUCGAAUCGGUUCGGUUUGGUUCCUUUGGUUUGGUUCACGGUUCGUUUCAGUUUCGGUUCUGUGGGGCAUAAGUUACGCAGUGGGGUGAAAAGAAAGGCGAAGUCAAAGGAACGCGAAGAAGAGGAAAGGAAAAGGGUAUAGCAAUUUGUGAGAACGCUUUUCCAGGCAGUCUAAAAAGCAUAUUGGAAAGGAAAGCAAGAGGAAAAGGAAGCGGAGAGGAACGAACAAGGAAGGGAAAGGAAAGGAAAAGGACAUGGAAAAUGGAAAGGGAAGGAAUGCAAUUUGCGAAUUUUCUAAGCAGUCUAAAGAGCAUAUUGGACAGGAAAAGAAAAGGAAAGGAAAAGGACAAGGAAAGGAACGCCACGCAAAGGAAAGGAAACGGACAGGUAAGGAAUGCAAUUUUUGAAUACGCUUUUUCUACGCAGUCUAAAACGCAUAUUGGAAAGGAAAGCAAAAGGAACAGGAAAAGGAAAGGACAGGACAAGGAAGGGAAAGCUAAGGAAAGGACAAGGACAAGGAGAUAGGGGUGCUCAAAAAGUCAAAACUCAAAUCACUGUUGUUCAGCCGGCAUCAUGUUCAGUGACCGAUGUGAGGAGGAUGGCAGCAUACGCUCACCAACCUGGUUUCCGCCACUUUGUUCUCCAGAUUCCUUCAGUGCCAAGCAACUUUUGCAAAGGCUGCAGUCUUCGCCGUGACAUGGGUGCUUGGGAAUGAGGCUUCUUGCGUGUUUUUGAGCCAACGUCAACAGCCGAACCAUGUAGGAAGGCGAGGAAAUCCCGUCAGGGCCGAACAAGAAACAGAAUACAGCUAAGCCAGAGAAAGCUUCCGCAAAGAAGGAGAUGUCGAACUUGAAAGACACAAAGGAAUCCAAAGAAUUGGAGCCGGCAAAAGAAAAGAAAAGGCACAAGAAGCAUGAAGAUGACUCCAAGAAAGACAAGGAGGCCAAAAAAAAAAGGAGAUUCUGAGAGGCUUCGAAGGCUUGGCGGCUUAGAUAUCAGAGACUUAGAGACUGCUGAAAAAGACUGCAGGCACAAAAACAUGAGAUGCGUACCACACGUUCUGGAUCACAGCGCUUUUUUUUAGCACCCCACACUAACUUCCUGUGAACCUCCUUGCGUGAUCUCGUGUUAUGCUUUUUGAUAUGGCUGGAACGGGGAUGCCCCCUGUGCUUGUGAUAUAUAUAUAUACGUAUAUGUAUAUGAUUAUGUAUGACUUAUAUUGAUGUGUAUGAACUAUAUAUAUAUGUAUAUUUAUUUAAAUUGAACCUAUAAUGCGUGAUUCAUAUAUGAUUUACAUAGUCCAUUAAUAUGAUCCACGCACUCUUCCAAACCCCGAGUAUCUCUCACAUGCUUUCGCAGUUCCAGUUCCAUGUUCCGCUCCGGGGUGGCCGCCCGCCCGGGUUCACUGUGAUCCCAUGGGCCGGCGGAUCCGAUGGGCGCGGCUGCCUGCCUUGCUGUCGGCAGGUGGCUGGACCUUCUUGGUGAGCCGUGUCGAGCGGAGAACGCCCAGCCCGCCCAGCCGCGGAGCCGACGCUCGCGUGCUGCGUGGCGCUGACGCGCGCGAAGUGGGCCCUGCCGAAGUGCAGGGUUCGACGGGCCCAAUGUCGGCCUGGCACUUCGCAGGGCUCACUGCGGCGCUGGGCGCCUGGCAGGCUGCGAGGCCCUCCUUCUGGCGGCCCUUCCGAUCUCAGAGAGUCGCGAGAGCAUCAGGCUUCAAGGUCCUGGGUCCGGAGGGUCCAACGGUACUGCUAAGCAGUACUUUGAUUGGCCUGGCCACAGGAUGGGCGGUGGUGCUCUUUGAGGAGGUGAUUAAGACGCUGGAGGAGCUGAGAGAAGAGCUGCCCUGGCCGGUGUUGGCACCGCUCCUGGGCGCCCUCCUGUUGGCCGGCAUCUUCGCGGCCUUCGGCGGCCGUGAGGGCCUCGCGGGCACUGACAUCAAGUCGCUGAAAUCCUAUGCCGCCGCCGGCGGCCCCGAACCUCCUGACAACUGGCCGCUGCGGGCCGCAGGGAAUGCCCUGUCAGCGGCCGUCACGCUGGGCUCGGGCAACUCCCUGGGCCCCGAGGCACCAGCGGCCACGCUGGGUGCCAAUGUGGCCUUCGGCAUGGGUCAGGUCUUCAGCAUCGUCGGCACGCAAGCCACUCUGGAAGAGGCACAGCCCAGUGGCACAGCGCCUCCCCAGGAGGAUUGCGAGCUGAUCGAGAGGGCGCUCGGUGGAUCCAAGGUGGUCGCCAGCCUCCCCGGGAAGGAUUUGGACCGCUUGCUGAACUUCUUCGAAGAGGUGAAGAUCUCUGCUGGUGAGACGCUCAUGAGACACGGCGAUCAGGUGGCCGAUGACGAGCCGGGCCUCUUCGUCACGAAGAGCGGGCAGCUCGAUGUCUAUGUGCCGGAAGGCAACAGUGAGAAGAAGGUCUUCGCCUACACGGAGAGCGGUCAGGUGGUCGGCGAGCUGGCCGUGCUUUUCCGCGCGCCCCGCGCCGCCACGGUGAAGGCGCGCACCGAUGCAGUCCUGUGGAGCGUGGACCGGCGGUCCUUUGAGGCCUGCGGUGGCCGCUCGGAGGGCUCCAUGGCCAGGAUCAACCAAAACCCGGACGCCUUGCUGGCCUCGGGCGCCGCGGCCGGCGUGGCCGCCGGCUUCAACGCGCCCAUCGCCGGGAUUUUCUUCGCCUCCGAGGUGGUGAGACCUGGAGACGACAACUCCUUGGACCUCACCACCAGGCUCCUAGCAGCGGCGGUGAGCGCUGCUGUAGUGCAGUCAUUUCUUCCAGGUGGGCCAGCGAUCAAAGCCACCGACUUCUCCUGGGACGGCGGCAAUGUGGAAUUGCUCUUCUUCUUGCUCUUGGGUGUCCUCACAGGCUGUUUGGCCUACGGCUACAAGAAGAUUGUCGCCUCUAGCCGUGAUGUGAUCACAUCAUUCAAUGAGCACGGAGUGCCGAGCAUUUGGUUGCCCAUGGCACGGUGA
This is a messenger RNA of Durusdinium trenchii, 3443 nucleotides long. The record is from the annotation of a GenBank genome assembly. Lineage: Eukaryota; Dinophyceae; Suessiales; Symbiodiniaceae.